Molecule: messenger RNA, 4239 nt
Organism: Myxocyprinus asiaticus (Chinese sucker)
Lineage: Eukaryota; Metazoa; Chordata; Actinopteri; Cypriniformes; Catostomidae
Product: neuroendocrine convertase 2-like
Exons: 12
Coding region: 237-2162 (641 amino acids)
Biological process (GO): protein processing
Cellular component (GO): Golgi membrane; trans-Golgi network
Molecular function (GO): serine-type endopeptidase activity
Source: RefSeq, a predicted model, not a curated record
AGAGCCGCACGUUUGUGCCGAUGAAUGAUAGAUUAAAGGGUGGCUGAAAAUGCAUAUUCGGUCCCAUACACAAACCCUCAACUCGAACGACGAACGGUCCGACUCCCCAUACCUCAUCCACCGAUGACUGAAGAGAUGUGUCCUGUCGAACCCUGGUGAAGUGGUCCAGCAUUUCAGAGCAAUCUCCGUUUGACAACAUUCACUCACACACAGAACGGCGAAAUAACACGCACACGAUGCUUGGAUUCUUUAGAGAUGGGACAGCGGCGGCUCUUAUACUGAUUAAUGCAUUUGUGCUUAUAGUUGUAGCAGACGAGGAGGUCAUCUUUACAAAUCAUUUUCUGGUCCAGUUGCAUGAGGAGGCAAAUGAAGAUGCUCAUCAACUUGCCCUGGAGCACGGCUUUGGAAGUGCAAGGAAGCUUCCCUUUGGUGAGGGGCUUUUUCAUUUCUACCCGAGGAACAUCCCUAAGAUAAGGAGUAAACGCAGCCUUCACCAACACCAUCGCCUGGCAAAGGAUCAUCGGGUGAAGAAUGUGUUUCCUCAGAAGGGUUUUGGCCGUCAGAAGAGGGGCUACAGGGAUAUCAUUAACUUUGACGUCAAUAUGAGUGACCCACUUUUCACCAAGCAGUGGUAUCUUAUAAAUACAGGGCAAGCGGACGGAACCCCAGGGCUGGACCUAAAUGUGGCAGAAGCCUGGCAGAUGGGCUACACUGGCAAGGGUGUGACUAUUGCCAUCAUGGAUGACGGUAUUGAUUAUCUACAUCCAGAUCUCGCCUUGAAUUAUAAUGCAGAAGCCAGCUUUGACUUCAGUAGCAACGACCCGUACCCUUACCCCCGCUACACGGACGACUGGUUUAACAGUCACGGAACAAGGUGUGCUGGUGAGGUGUCUGCAGUUUCAAACAACAACAUCUGUGGGGUGGGUGUGGCCUACAACUCCAAGGUGGCAGGUAUUCGUAUGCUUGACCAGCCCUUCAUGACGGACAUCAUUGAAGCCUCUUCCAUAAGUCACAUGCCACAGGUUAUUGACAUCUACAGCGCCAGCUGGGGUCCCACCGAUGACGGCAAGACUGUGGAUGGUCCACGUGAGCUCACCCUGCAGGCCAUGGCGGAUGGUGUCAAUAAGGGCCGUGGUGGGAAAGGCAGCAUCUACGUGUGGGCCUCUGGAGACGGUGGUAUCUAUGACGACUGCAACUGUGAUGGAUACGCAUCCAGCAUGUGGACCAUCUCUAUUAAUUCAGCCAUCAAUGACGGACGCACAGCGCUCUAUGAUGAAAGCUGUUCCUCUACCCUGGCCUCCACUUUCAGCAACGGACGUAAACGAAACCCUGAAGCUGGCGUGGCUACCACGGACCUGUAUGGAAACUGCACACUGCGUCAUUCAGGCACAUCUGCUGCUGCCCCUGAGGCUGCUGGCGUGUUUGCCUUGGCGUUGGAGGCCAAUCCAAACCUGACCUGGAGAGACAUGCAGCACUUGACUGUACUCACAUCUAAGAGGAACAAACUGCAUGAUGAGGUUCACCAGUGGAGGAGGAACGGUGUGGGCCUGGAGUUCAACCAUCUGUUUGGCUACGGCGUGUUAGAUGCUGGAGGCAUGAUCAAACUCGCCCGUGAGUGGAAGACUGUUCCAGAACGCUUUCACUGUGUAGCUGGAACCAUGCAGGAGAUACAUAAAAUUCAGUCAGGCAAUAAAUUGGUGUUGACCAUCAUGACUGAUGCCUGCCAAGGAAAGGACAACUUUGUACGCUAUCUGGAGCAUGUACAGGCCGUCAUCACUGUCAACGCCAGUCGCCGCGGAGACCUCAACAUCAACAUGACAUCGCCCAUGGGCACCAAGUCCAUCCUGUUGAGCCGCAGACCCCGGGACGACGACGCCAAGGUGGGCUUCGACAAAUGGCCCUUCAUGACCACCCAUACGUGGGGCGAGGACCCUCGAGGAGCCUGGCUGCUGGAGGUGGGCUUCCAGGGAGAGACCCCGCAGAAUGGCGUGAUAAAGGAGUGGACUCUCAUGCUGCACGGAACUCAAAGUGCCCCUUACAUAGACCAGGUAGUGAGGGACUACCAGUCCAAACUGGCCAUGUCCAAAAAGGAAGAGCUGGAAGAGGAGUUAGAUGAGGCAGUAGAGAGAAGCUUGAAAAGCCUUCUGAGUAAAAGCAACUAGCCAUCUGCAUGAUACCUGGCCUCUCUCUACACUCUGUAUUAGUGUAUAUUCCUUAUCCAUUCUCUCUCUGCUUUGAUAUAUAUUUUUUUUUUUUCUGUGAUUAUUUUCAUCAAUGUCUAAUGUGAGUCACUUAAAUUCUAGUGUAUUCUCUCAAUGAUACAGUGACCCCAAAAAGUAUUUGGAUAUUUUUCCGCUUCAUACGUAGCUGUCAAAUAUCUGUGACAGCCACUGAAGUGCCCAGCAGCGUAGCAUCAUAUAUUUGUGUCUUGACAGCAAUAUCACAAGCUCCCAGAUAUUAAUUCUGCUUUUGUGCCAUGCUGCCAACACGGAGAGAGACAGACUCGCUAUGCAGUUUAUAGAAACAGCUGCUCUGACAUCAUUUUCAACCAAAUUUUGUCUUUAUUUUAAAUUACAGACAUUAAAGUGAUGUUUAUCUAUACCAUUUCACCGGUGAAGAAAAAUUAUUGACGCUCUCACGCUCUUGCCUAACGUUUUACUUACCUUAAACAAAGACAAUAUGUAAACUAGAUAAUCCACUAUGCUGCCUUGCAAUGACUACUUCCUGAUUGCUAUGCUCUUUCCGGUUUUUCGUGCUGACAGUGAUCAGAGUGGAUAGGCUAUCUUUUGAAUUCUAAACUACUCGCCUACACUCUAUCCCCCUCUAGAAUGUGGGAUGAGACAAGCCAUAUAAUAGUCAUUUUCUGCUUUCAGCAGCGGUCACAUUUACCUUCGUACGGUGAAAUUCUGUGGACGAAAUACAGUCAUCUCAAUGGGAAUCCAUGCAAUAGUGAAUUUCACAAUAUAGACUUCCGGUGGCAUCAAGUUUGUUAAACUUUGACAGGCAAAUUCACCGUGUUGACUUAUAGGAAGUUGCUUGGUUUGUUAGUGACCUCUUUGUGGGCGGUGCUGCGUACACAGCUACACUUACAAUGGACAAGGAUAUCAUUUUAGUGGUGAGUUUAUUUUCAAAUUCACUUUCUCAGAGUACAAAGUUCAGCAUUAAAAAGAGGCUGGUUGGCAAUUCGAUUUCACGCUCUCAGCGUCCGCCCACACCUUCUUCGCCCGUGCAAAGGUAAAUGUGACUGCGCCUUUUCUGUUCUUGUGGUCCUAACUGUUUUUGCAUUCUUGGCAUUUUUAUAAAUAUAAAGUUUUAUGCAUGAAAAUAACGAAUUAUGUGCGACAUUCAGGGGAAUUGAGACCCUACUUAUGUAAAGGGUUAAGCCACACUUUGAAUGCAUUGCAUAAUGUCAUUGCAUUAUUUAGUUGUAGUCUUUUUUAAAGACCCAAUAAAAUGACAUGAUGAGCACAGUUUUAUUUUCUUGUGUUGACAUAUUUCAUGUUGAAACAGGAAGUUGGAGCGUGACAUAUCGAAGGACUUGUUUCUUUGUUUUUAAAUGGCUAAAAGCCUUUAGUUUACGUUACAGCCAUUAAUCAUGAUUUGCUACAUGCUGUCGCUAGUCAGAGAUAGGUGAAACAAAAGGCAUUAUUGCAUCAUCAAUAUUUAGGGUGACUGAGACUGAACAGUUUGCCUAAUAUCUCCUUCUGUGUUCCAUGUGAGAACCAAAGUCAUUAUGGGUUUGGAACAACAUGACAGAAUUUUCAUCUUUCGAUGAGCAAUUCUUUUAAAUGCAUGAAUCUGCUAAAAAAAUCAUUUUGUUAACCUUUAUGCAUUCACUAGCAUAGAAGAUUACAGCCAUGGACUAAAAGCCACAAAACUCAAAUGUUGAUUUCAUGAGGUCUUUGAAGAAAGAUAAAAAAUUAAUAAAAUGGCUCAGAAGAGUGAAGGUAGUUGUGAGAUGACACUAUGAUAUUUUGUUGUUAAUACAAUGACAUGCAUACAUGUUAAAGUGUGACUUGAGUGUUCAAAUACUUUUUGGGGCCACUGUAUGUAUCACCAAAAUAUUACAUCAUGCUUUCUGUGUUCCUUUUUGUACUCUUUACCGAAAUGUACAGUAUAUAAACAAAAUAUAUCUAUACUUUAUGUUCUUGCUUACCCUGCUGUCCCUCACCUCUGCUGCACAGUUUGUGACUGUAUAUCAUUUUGUGUAACUCUUCUUAAAGUUUAGUAUCUUGCAAA